AUGGGUCGUAUGUACGGAAAAGGAAAAGGUAUAUCAAGUUCAACUGUUCCAUACAAAAGAAAACAACCAAGUUGGUUAAAACAAAAACCAUCAGAAAUUGAAGAUACAAUAAUUAAGUUAGCUAAAAAAGGACAAACUCCAUCACAAAUAGGUGCAACAUUAAGAGAUAAUUAUGGAAUACCACAAGUGAAAUCAGUUACAGGUAAUAAAAUUUUAAGAAUAUUAAGAGCACACGGAGUGGCUACAACUAUUCCUGAAGAUUUGUAUUUUUUAAUAAAAAAAGCUGUUUCAAUGAGAAAACAUCUUGAAAAAAAUAAAAAAGAUAAAGAUUGCAAAUUUAGAUUAAUCUUAACCGAAUCAAAAAUACAUAGAAUAUCAAGAUAUUAUAAAAGAAAAAAAUUAUUACCAUCAAACUGGAAAUACCAAUCAAGCACAGCUAGCGCUCUUAUUGCAUAG
This is a messenger RNA of Plasmodium gallinaceum, 456 nucleotides long. RefSeq names its product 40S ribosomal protein S15, putative (gene RPS15). The record is from RefSeq and is a predicted model, not a curated record. The transcript has a single exon. Gene Ontology annotation, cellular component: ribosome; cytosolic small ribosomal subunit; nucleolus. NCBI's taxonomy places the organism in Eukaryota, Apicomplexa, Aconoidasida, Haemosporida, Plasmodiidae. Bases 1 to 456 code for a protein of 151 amino acids. Gene Ontology annotation, biological process: translation. Gene Ontology annotation, molecular function: small ribosomal subunit rRNA binding; structural constituent of ribosome.